AGUGUUCAUAUUUUGGAGCGGAAGGCUUCUUCGGGAAGCACAGACCCUUCUUUAAGCAAGCAGUUCCUUGAAAGCGACCCUAUCUCACUAUCUAAGGAACCUGACAGCUGGGAAAUCAUAGAGGGUCUGAAAAUAGGCCAGACCAAUGUCCAGAAGCCAGACAAACAUGAAGGUUUCAUGCUGAAAAAGAGAAAAUGGCCUUUAAAAGGUUGGCACAAGAGGUUUUUUGUCCUGGAUAAUGGAAUGUUAAAAUAUUCAAAGUCACCAAUUGAUAUACAGAAAGGCAAAGUCCAUGGGAGCAUUGAUGUUGGUUUAUCAGUUAUGUCUAUAAAAAAGAAGGCUCGUAGAAUAGAUCUUGACACAGAAGAACACAUCUAUCAUCUGAAGGUGAAGUCCCAGGAUUCAUUUGAUGCAUGGGUUUCAAAAUUACGGCAUCACCGGUUGUACCGUCAGAAUGAGAUUGUGAGAUCUCCGAGAGAUGCCAGCUUUCAUAUAUUCCCUUCAGCCUCUACUACAGAGUCUUCACCAGCGGCUAAUGUGUUGGAUGGAAAGGUACAACAGAAUAGCUUUCCCUGGCAGUCUCCUAUACCAUGCAGUAAUAGCCUUCCUGCCACCUGCACUACUGGUCAGAGUAAAGUAGCAGCCUGGUUGCAGGACUCUGAAGAGAUGGACAGAUGUGCAGAAGAUCUUGCUCAUUGUCAGUCAAACCUUGUGGAACUCAGUAAACUCCUUCAAAAUUUAGAAAUACUACAGAGAACUCAGUCAGCACCAAAUUUCACAGACAUGCAGGCUAACUGUGUAGAUAUUUCAAAGAAAGACAAGCGGGUCACAAGACGAUGGAGAACAAAAAGUGUCAGCAAAGAUGCAAAAAUUCAACUUCAGGUCCCUUUCAGUGCUACAAUGUCACCUGUUCGACUGCAUUCAUCCAAUCCCAACCUUUGUGCAGACAUUGACUUUCAGACACCCCCAAGCCAUGUAACGGAUCCUCUGGAGUGCUCUACUGAGUACAUGAAGCUUCAAGAAGAAUUCUGCCUGAUGGCUCAAAAAGUGCAUUCUCUCUUGAAGUCUGCCUUUAACAGCAUAGCUAUAGAGAAGGAGAAGCUUAAGCAGGUUGUUUCAGAGCAGGAUCUUACAGGCCACAAUGUGCAAAUAACACACCUCAGACAGUCCCUCUCUCAGGCUCUCAACCAGAAUGCUGAACUAAGGAGUCGCUUGAACAGAAUACAUUCAGAAUCUGUUAUUUGUGAUCAGGUUGUCAGUGUAAAUAUUAUCCCUAGUCCUGAUGAGGCGGGUGAACAAAUUCAUGUUGGUUUGCCGCUGUCUCAGCAAGUUUCUAACGAGAGCAGGCUCUCUAUGUCUGAAUCUGUUUCAGAGUUCUUUGAUGCACAGGAAGUGCUUCUAUCUGCCAGCUCGUCAGAAAACGAGGCUUCUGAUGAUGAAUCUUAUAUCAGUGAUGUGAGUGAUAAUAUAUCUGAGGACAACACCAGUGUUGCAGACAACAUUUCUCGACAAAUUCUUAAUGGUGAGCUAACAGGAGGCGCAUUUAGGAAUGGACGAAGAACUUGUCUCCCAGCUCCCAGCCCUGACACCAGUAACAUCAAUCUGUGGAAUAUUUUGAGAAAUAACAUUGGCAAAGAUCUUUCCAAAGUAUCCAUGCCAGUUGAGCUAAAUGAACCUCUGAAUACCUUGCAACAUCUUUGUGAGGAGCUGGAAUACAGUGAACUCUUGGACAAGGCUGCUGAAACAGAUGAUCCUUAUGAACGCAUGGUUCUCAUAGCUGCUUUUGCAGCAUCAGGCUAUGCCUCUACGUACUUUAGAGCAGGAAGCAAGCCAUUUAACCCAGUGCUUGGUGAAACUUAUGAAUGUAUUAGAGAAGACAAAGGAUUUCGAUUUUUCUCAGAGCAGGUUAGCCACCAUCCUCCCAUUUCGGCCUGUCACUGUGAAUCGAAGAACUUUGUGUUUUGGCAAGAUAUCAGGUGGAAAAACAAAUUCUGGGGGAAAUCAAUGGAAAUUCUGCCAGUUGGAACCUUGAAUGUGACUCUUCCAAAGUAUGGAGACUACUAUGUCUGGAACAAAGUCACUACUUGCAUACAUAAUAUUCUUAGUGGAAGGAGGUGGAUAGAACACUAUGGAGAGAUAACUAUCAGAAACACAAAAAGCAGUGUUUGUAUUUGUAAACUCACGUUUGUCAAGGUGAACUACUGGAAUUCAAAUGUAAAUGAGGUCCAGGGUGUUGUGAUAGAUCAAGAAGGGAAAGUGGUUCAUCGCCUAUUUGGAAAGUGGCAUGAAGGCCUUUAUUGUGGAGUUGCACCUUCAGCCAAAUGCAUAUGGAGGCCAGGCUCCAUGCCAACCAAUUAUGAACGUUAUUAUGGCUUCACAAGGUUUGCUAUUGAGCUCAAUGAAUUAGAUCCUUUACUGAAAGAUCUUCUUCCUACAACAGAUGCGCGAUUCAGGCCGGAUCAAAGGCUUCUGGAGGAAGGAAAUAUAGAAGCGGCAGCAUCUGAGAAACUAAGAAUAGAGGAGCUUCAGAGAGGUCGGAGGCGGUACAUGGAAGAAAACAGCAUUGAAUAUGUACCCAAAUUUUUUAAAAAAGUUAUCGAUGCUAAUCAAAGAGAAGCCUGGGUUACCAACGACACCUACUGGGAACUGCGAAAGGAUCCUGGCUUUAGUAAAGUAGAAAUUCCUGUACUAUGGUAAACUGAGAAUGUAGAUCUAGUAAACAUAUCACUCUGAA
Molecule: messenger RNA, 2734 nt
Organism: Leptosomus discolor (cuckoo roller)
Lineage: Eukaryota; Metazoa; Chordata; Aves; Leptosomiformes; Leptosomidae
Source: RefSeq, a predicted model, not a curated record